Messenger RNA from Staurois parvus, 254 nucleotides. NCBI's taxonomy places the organism in Eukaryota, Metazoa, Chordata, Amphibia, Anura, Ranidae. The record is from the annotation of a GenBank genome assembly.
AUGCCUGUCAAUGCCCAUCAGUGCCACCUACCAGUGCCUUCUCAUCAGUGCCUCCUAUCAGUGCCAUCUAUCAAUGCCCAUCAGUGCAGCCUAUCAGUCUCUAUCACUGCAGCCUCAUUAGUACACAUCAGUGAAGAAGAAAAUUACUUAUUUACAAAAUUUAAUAACAGAAACUAAGUAAAAAACUUUUUUUUCAACAUUUUCAGUCUAUUUUAGUUUGUUUAGUAAAAAAUGAAAAAUACAGUGGUGAUUAA